AUGGACUGUUUUUCAGAGACGUAUGGAUGGAUCUGUUACUUUUAUCUUGAUUGGGUGGCUUACAAAACUGGUUUUGGUAAUCUUAAGGGUGAGUUCUGGCUUGGAAACGACAAUCUUCACCGUAUGACCGCUGCAGAAGAGAUGAAGCUGCGAGUUGCCUUGGAAGACUUUGAGGGUGACGUCAGAUACGCUGAGUACACGACAUUUAAGGUGGCUGACGAGGGAAAUAAAUACCGGCUUCGUAUUGGUGGAUACAAGGGCACGGCUGGGGACUCCCUGUUAAACAAGCAGAGUGCAAAGUAAGAGGCGUAAUAUCAAUAUCAGUUUUGUCCCAUUACAGAGUCCAUGAUGAAGAGCUGAUUGUGCUAAUAAUCAUUUCUAUAACAAGAUUUCACAAAUCUGAUUGGCUAUCAGCUGUCCUGAUUUCAGCACUAAUAGGACAGUUCGGAAUCGCGCGGAAUUUUGUGUAUAUUUUUUUUAAUCAUAAAAUAUCACAAGUUUUGUUAUAAUUAUGAUGAACUGGUAACAGAACUUUGUGUUGUCCAAUUCUGUCCGUAAUCAUACUUGUGAUUAAACUUCUUAGACCGAAUCGGACUCCACUAAGUCCUAGCCUCUGGUGCUAUUAGAGGCCGAGACUUUCAACCUUUUACUUGAAUUCGUAAAUAAAGUACAAAAAGUAUUUAUGACUGGCAUGCAGUUAGCAGGGCUAGUCGAGGCAGGGCAGGGUACAUAAUUACAGUGCUACAAGCUGAAUAAAUACCAAAAAAUUAGACAUUAUAUAGACUCUACAUAUAAGUAUAUAUUUUAUAUAAACAAUUAUUAUUCUACUUUAAUACAAGGGAAACAAUUGGAGUGAAUUUUAAAGAAUAAAGGACAAGAGAAUUAGUUUUUCGUUUACAAAAUAAUCGUCUCUUCGUCAAUAUAGCAGUCUUUAGUUUGAAUUAUAUAAGGUAGCGUUCCUAUUAUUGAUCUUUUGAAGCGCUUUUUUCCGUCCUUUUUACUUUCUUUUAAGAAUUUGCGGUAUCACGCUCCAAAUUUUGACCCCAAUACCCGAGGAAGCAAUUCAUUUGCCACUGAACCAAGAUUUUUUAGUAUGAAAAUGUUCAGAGGUUGAGACUUUUAAAAGCAUUUUACCUUUUUUUAAUCUAUAGCAAUAAAAUGUUUACUACAAAGGAUCAAGAUAACGACGGUGCAGAAUCCAAUUGUACUGUACGAAGUAAAGGCGCCUGGUGGUACAGGAGUUGUCAUGCAGCCAACCUCAACGGACUAUACCUUAGUGGUCCAACCGAUUCAUCGAGCUACCCUACAGGAAUCACAUGGUAUCAUUUCAGGGGAUAUAGAUAUUCCCUGAAACGUACAGAGAUGAAAAUAAGACCUAACACAUAA
Messenger RNA from Porites evermanni, 1386 nucleotides. NCBI's taxonomy places the organism in Eukaryota, Metazoa, Cnidaria, Anthozoa, Scleractinia, Poritidae. The record is from the annotation of a GenBank genome assembly.